Messenger RNA from Varroa destructor (honeybee mite), 3665 nucleotides. It is a transcript of the gene Flo1, whose product is annotated as flotillin-1. Gene Ontology annotation, cellular component: plasma membrane; cytoplasmic vesicle; flotillin complex. Lineage: Eukaryota; Metazoa; Arthropoda; Arachnida; Mesostigmata; Varroidae. The record is from RefSeq and is a predicted model, not a curated record. Gene Ontology annotation, biological process: positive regulation of cell junction assembly; regulation of receptor internalization; positive regulation of cell-cell adhesion mediated by cadherin. Gene Ontology annotation, molecular function: protease binding.
GAGUGUCAAACCGCCCCAAAAAAAAGCGCGGACAGAUGCUGGAUCGUCCGUUCGAUUCCACCGUCGGCCGUGUGUCGCUACAUCUUGGACGUCAGCUGACAGUUUGUAGUAACGACACACUAUACAAUUAAUCACUUGUGUUAUCCAUCAGUCUUAGACAACGAGUCUUUGUUUUAACUGCUUAUAGCACCAUUGCGAAUUAAGUUGUUACAUGCGUUUCAUUGGUCCUGGUGAAGUGAUCUUCAGUUCGGUUAGCGGUGAACUUGGCAAUCGUGAUUUGCUUUGAGGUGGGUGCGUUCAGCAGUGGAGGCACGGCGCCUCCAGGAGUCCAUUUAUUUUCCAAAGACAAACGCUGCCAGCACCAUGGUAGCCGGUUUUGUCGCCUGCGGUCCCAACGAGGCCCUGGUCGUGUCAGGAUGUUGUCAUUCACACCCGCUGAUGGUGCCCGGAGGGCGGGUGUUUGUCUGGCCGAUAAUUCAACGCGUACAGCGGAUUUCCCUCAACACAAUGACUCUUUCCAUAGAAUCAGCGCGGGUGUACACACAACAGGGAGUACCCAUCUCUGUGACGGGUAUAGCACAAGUAAAAAUUCAGGGUCAAAAUGUGGAAAUGCUUCGGGCUGCAUGCGAACAGUUCCUUGGAAAAUCAGAAGACGAAAUCAUGUCAAUCGCUCGAGAAACACUUGAAGGACAUCAGCGAGCUAUUAUGGGCACAAUGACAGUUGAGGAAAUCUACAAAGAUCGGAAAAAAUUUUCAAAACAGGUAUUCGAGGUAGCGUCUUCAGACUUGGUUAACAUGGGCAUUACGGUGGUAUCGUACACGAUCAAGGAUAUAAGUGACGAUGAGGGAUAUCUUCGUGCUCUAGGUAUGGCCCGAACAGCUGAGGUGAAAAGAGACGCGCGCAUUGGAGAGGCCGAAGCUAAAAGAGACGCACAGAUUAAGGAAGCGUUAGCGGAAGAGGAACGAUUAGCGGCUAAGUUCCUCAAUGAGACGGAAGUUGCCAAGGCGAAACGGGACUUUGAGCUGAAGAAAGCGAUUUAUGACCAGGAAGUGAACACAAAGAAGGCCGACUCGGAAUUGGCCUAUAGUCUUCAGGCCGCUAAGACGCGACAGCGCAUCAAGGAAGAACAGAUGCAAGUGAAAGUGGUGGAGCGUACGCAAGCAAUUCAGGUGCAGGAACAGGAGAUUUUGCGUCGAGAGAAGGAGCUCGAAGCAACCAUUCGGAGACCGGCAGAAGCAGAAAAGUACCGAUUGGAGAAACUGGCUGAGGCCAACAAGAAUAGAAUCAUAAUGGAGGCUGAAGCUGAGGCCGAAGCCAUUCGAUUAAAAGGUGAAGCCGAGGCUUUUGCGGUGGAAUCAAAGGCGAAGGCCGAGGCGGAGCAACUGGUGAAAAAAGCAGACGCCUUCCGGGAGUAUAAAGAUGCAGCAAUCCUCGAUAUGAUGCUGGAUACAUUGCCACGGGUAGCAGCUGAAGUGGCUGCUCCCAUUUCGCAAGUGAACCGCGUCGUAAUGGUAUCGGGAGGCAAAGGUGACGUUGGAGCCGCUAAACUUACUGGCGAGGUAAUCGAUAUCAUCCAGAAAACGACGACAAUGGUCCAUCAGUUGACAGGUGUUAAUAUUGGAGCGCAAAAGCCACCAACGUUUCCCUCCGGAGUUCAAACUACCCCGGCGAUGAGGACUAGCCGGGCCGCCAUGUAACUGCUAUCGGCCACCUGUCGCAUCACCAGUCGCGCCGCACACAUAAUUUUAUGGCUGGGAGCCUGCCUAACUGAAACCUAUAGCUGCUAUUCGUUAGUUGGAUCGGCGUAUGUGCUAAGCUUUUGGUUUUUUGAAUUACGACUAAGUACACGUAACUUAGCUAUACCUUUCCUGAUGACGUGUUUUUUUUAGAUUCAUUCUCCCCGCGACCUGCGUGAUAGAGAUAAUAAAAUGACCUGCUUGUUCCAUUGAUUGACUAGAGACCCUAUAGCUAGAGCCGCCUCCUUUCAUGUACAGUUCGUUAGCUGAUAAUAAAUAUAUGAGGUAACUAAAAUUCUAUAAUUACUGCUUUACUAAUUACCACGAAAUCCACCGGAAUUUGGACGAAAAUAAUUCUGAAUGAAACACAACCAGAUAAGUGGAACUAUUAGACCAUUGAGUGACAAUAAUAUAAUCCUAAUGGCAACGAAAUAUUUAAACCCCUCAUGAAGCACGACUGUAUGCGAACGCGUUAGCAGGAGUAUCAUACCAAGGGCGUCACAGUAUCCCAGUUUAUAAACAAACGGGCAUCUUAUUAUUACCAGAUAUGGUAGAAAUAUUUCAGAUUUAUUUUUUCGAUGAAAAUUACUACCAUACCCAUGAGUAGAUCAUCGACUAGCCGAUCACCAAGCAAUUUUUACCUUAGGCUCGGUUCAAGAUAAAUCGGAUGUUGCAAUAAUAAAUGUAAGCCAUAUUGGUAAUCAUAAAGCAGCUCGCAGAACAAUAGAUGCUUAUUUUAUCUCGCUAGUUAAUUUUAUCGGAUUAAACGAAGCGGCAUAGGAAGCAAUCAAUUAAUGACGGCCGGCGAUGAGACAAGAGGCCCUCAGUGGAAGCAUCGAAAAUAUAUUACUUCAAGUUGGGCGUGUCAUGUCCAACUUGAAGUAAAGUUGCUGAUUAAUUGAACCGUUAGCACUUUUAUCUAUUACAUGAAGAUUUCGGUAAGAUUGCGCCAUCUACUGCCAUGGCACGUGCAGAGUAAGAGAUGACAACGACGACGAGAUGAAGCUAGCAACCCAGAUAAGGUAUACUGAAAGACCAAUGGGAUGCGUGUGUAAAAACAAAAUACGACAUUUGUUUAUUGGAGGGGAUGUGAAUAAGCGAAAGAUGAACAAGGUGUGUUACGUAGGGCGAUGCUUAAUUAUCAGAGGAUGAAAGAAUGAAUGAAACUACAUUAAACAUAGUUUAUUUUAUGAAGUGCAGGUGCCUGCCUAUGGGGCGAAAUAAGAUAAGCAAUUGACAACUGUUAAUAAACAGAAUACGGUAGAGUUCCUCAAUAUAUUUAGGAAGAUAAUUGUUGAAAUGAUAAAAUAAGUAUGCCAGAAUGAUAAUGCCAGAAGCAAUUAAAAACAUUCUAGUUUUAUGACUCUGAAGUGAAAUUAACUGAACAGAGUCUGCAGUAAGUGAGAGUAAGCUUUUAAAAAUCCACUAGCACACCCAACUGUAUGCACACACGUUUAGCGCGCGCGUAAAUAUACCAGGUAUAUGUUUUACUCUUAUUUUUCAUAUUGAUAAUUGAAGACUGUCUUGUUUGACACGUAUGCGUACCUGUAUAGAUCAUCACUAGCAAUAGACAUAACUUGUUAAUAUCCUUGAUUAAUAUUUUCAUUCAAUUAACACAAUGUUCAUCUCAGUACCCUUUCUUGUAAGUCAUGUAAUUGGUUGGGAUAUUAUUUAGGGACCUACAACACCAGACUGUGUGUUAAAAAUCCAGCAACAAAUAAUUAUGGCAAUGUCGAUCCCAGCUUCUUCAGCAAUCCCUUCAAAAGUUCGUAACACGAAAACUUGCGUAGGGUUUUCGUUGACAUUGAAUCACAACUGACCAUAACGACCUUUCCGCUUUGGCAUACGAUAGCUGAUGAACAUGGCGGUCCGAUACAGACCUCGGACGCAGACAGUGGCUGAAUAGAAAGCAGGUCCGACAUCAAUAA